GUAAGGUCGGAUGCUGAAUAAUGUUAUUACAAGCUGUUUCAAGAAAUUCCUUUCUGGAAAGCGCUUUAAGUUCGAGGAAGAUGUUGAGGGGGUCAUAAGAAUGCUGGAGACGAAGGGAAUUACGUAAAAAGAAUGAAAUCAUUUUCCAUUAAAAAUCGCAAUCUUUCAUUGUCAAGACGGGAACUGAUUCAACUCAAAAAUUGUGAACAAAGUUACAUUCGUAGGAGAACCAUAUUCAAUUUAACACAUCCACUUUGUGGUGCAUCAUGGAUACAAAACGGUAAUAAAGGAGGUAUUUAAAAUGAACAAUAAAAGAUAUGUCAC
This is a messenger RNA of Acanthoscelides obtectus, 324 nucleotides long. The record is from the annotation of a GenBank genome assembly. NCBI's taxonomy places the organism in Eukaryota, Metazoa, Arthropoda, Insecta, Coleoptera, Chrysomelidae.